Molecule: messenger RNA, 640 nt
Organism: Cariama cristata (Red-legged seriema)
Lineage: Eukaryota; Metazoa; Chordata; Aves; Cariamiformes; Cariamidae
Product: arginine--tRNA ligase, cytoplasmic-like
Exons: 5
Biological process (GO): arginyl-tRNA aminoacylation
Cellular component (GO): cytoplasm
Molecular function (GO): arginine-tRNA ligase activity; ATP binding
Source: RefSeq, a predicted model, not a curated record
CAGGUGAGGGGAAGAUUUCUAGUACUCAGCUGAGCAGAGAGCCCUUGGAGAUGUCAGCAUGGUCUUAUGUAAUUCCCGCAGCUUCUCAUGAGGUGGUCAUCAGGAAAACGAGAUCAAGUUGUUAACUGCAGAAAUUGAGCAUCUGAAGAACUUUGGAUGCUUGGGAGUCUCCCCGAGUUUGGAAGGGUUGCGAGACGAAAACGCAAAACUUAAGUAUCGGUUAAAUUUCCUUCAAAAGAGCCUUCAAGAGGAAAGAAGUAAAACAACAAAAAGCAUGAUUAAUAUCAACAACUGUCUUCAGGAGAUCUUUGGAGCUGCUAUUCAGGCUGCCUACCCAGAUUUAGAAAACCCUCCACUAGUGGUGACGCCAAGUCAACAGCCCAAAUUUGGGGAUUACCAGUGUAACAGCGCCAUGGGCAUAACACAGAUACUGCUCAAAACCAAGGAACAGAAGGUUAGCCCAAGAGAAAUCGCUGAGAAAAUAACAAAAAAUAUUCCUGCCAACGAAUGCAUUGAGAAGGUUGAAAUUGCCGGUCCUGGUUUUAUCAAUGUCCACUUGAGAAAGGAUUUUGUGUCGAAGCAGCUGAGCAGUUUAUUGAUGAAUGGAGUUCAACCACCAGCUAUUGGCAAAAGGAAAAAG